Molecule: messenger RNA, 350 nt
Organism: Pichia membranifaciens NRRL Y-2026
Lineage: Eukaryota; Fungi; Ascomycota; Pichiomycetes; Pichiales; Pichiaceae
Exons: 2
Coding region: 51-206 (51 amino acids)
Biological process (GO): translation
Cellular component (GO): cytosolic large ribosomal subunit; ribosome
Molecular function (GO): structural constituent of ribosome
Source: RefSeq, a predicted model, not a curated record
CGGAGUCAGAAUCGGAACAAAGAAAACUCAACUUCAAGCAACAAACAAAGAUGCCUUCCCAAAAAACUUUCAGAGUUAAGCAAAAAUUGGCUAAGGCUCAAAACCAAAACAGACCAUUGCCACAAUGGAUCAGAUUAAGAACCAACAACAAGAUCAGAUACAACGCUAAGAGAAGACACUGGAAGAGAACCAAGUUGGGUCUUUAAUUGUGCCCACUUCGCUUCUGUCAUCUUUCCAUCUGGUUACAAUAUCUAUCUAUAUAAAGAACUAUGUUUAAUGUCUAUCUCUCUAUAUAGCAGUACAAGACAAUCUUAUUAAUAGAUAACACUUAAUCAUAGACCGACUUCCGA